Sphaerodactylus townsendi is the source of this 2058-nucleotide messenger RNA. Its product is annotated as gap junction delta-2 protein-like. Gene Ontology annotation, cellular component: connexin complex. Gene Ontology annotation, biological process: cell communication. Lineage: Eukaryota; Metazoa; Chordata; Lepidosauria; Squamata; Sphaerodactylidae. Bases 531 to 1433 code for a protein of 300 amino acids. The transcript is spliced from 3 exons. The record is from RefSeq and is a predicted model, not a curated record.
GCCUCCCCCUUUGCACCCAAUCGCCCCCCUCCCUCCUCCCCGAGCAGGCGGUAACAGGUGCCCGACGCACCCCUGCACCGCAACACGGCCGAGCGUGCGCAAGGCCGGGCCGGUGCGCGCCUCUGCAGCCGGGGCGAGGAGCGGUCGCCAGGCGGCGCGGAGGGAGGCGAGGCGAGGCGAGGCGAGGCUCCGGCGGUGCCCUGCGGCUGGCCGGCCGGGGGCGCUUGGCGCGGAUGGGCCGCGCGUCUGGCGCUUGAGCCGGCCGGGCGUCCUUGAGCGAGAGAGCGCGGGGGCUGCCCGGGCGGGGCGCGGAGAGAGAGAGAGACCCCCCCCUUCCACCCCCUCCCCACCCCGGGCAGCAGCAUGCGGCAGGGGCGCCCUCCCCAGCCCCCCGACGGCCGCCCGCGCCCCCCCGCCGCCGCCGCCGCCCCCGCCGCCGCCCGCAGCUGAUGGGGCGCUGAGCGGCGCCGGGGCGCAACGGAGGGCGCCGGCCACCGUCCCGCGGCGCAGCAGUCCCGGCGGCCGGAGCGAUGGGCGAGUGGACCAUUUUGGAACGGCUCCUGGAGGCUGCGGUGCAGCAGCACUCCACCAUGAUCGGCAGGAUUCUCCUGACAGUCGUGGUGAUCUUCCGCAUCUUGAUCGUAGCCAUUGUGGGCGAGACGGUUUACGAGGACGAGCAGACGAUGUUCAUGUGCAACACACUCCAGCCGGGCUGCAACCAGGCCUGCUACGACAAGGCCUUCCCCAUCUCGCACAUCCGCUACUGGGUCUUCCAGAUCAUCCUGGUUUGCACCCCCAGCCUCUGCUUCAUCACCUACUCCGUGCACCAGUCGGCCAAGCAGCGCGACCGCCGGUACUCUUUCCUCUACCCGCUGCUGGAGAAGGACUGCGUUCGCGACGGCAGGAAGGUGAAGAACGUCAACGGCAUCUUGGUCCAGAACCCGGAUGGCUCGUCCAAAGAGGAACCCGACUGCCUGGAAGUGAAGGAGAUCCCCAGCACCCCCAUGCGGCCCCCCAAGAGCUCCAAGGUCAAGCGCCAAGAGGGCAUCUCCCGUUUCUACAUCAUCCAGGUUGUUUUCCGCAAUGCCUUGGAGAUCGGUUUCUUGGCGGGCCAGUACUUCCUCUACGGCUUCAACGUGCCAGCCAUCUUUGAGUGCGACCGCUACCCUUGCGUCAAAGAAGUGGAGUGCUACGUGUCCCGCCCCACCGAGAAGACGGUGUUCUUGGUCUUCAUGUUCGCCGUCAGCGGCAUCUGCGUCCUCCUGAACCUGGCAGAGCUCAACCACCUGGGCUGGCGGAAGAUCAAGACGGCCAUCCGGGGCGUGCAGGCCAGGCGGAAAUCCAUCUGCGAGGUGCGGAAGAAGGACAUCUCCUCGCUGGCUCAAGUGCCUACGCUCGGACGGACGCAGUCAAGCGAGUCUGCCUACGUCUGAGCUGGUUCCGAUCCUGUGGGGGAAAAGGGGUGCUCGGCGGAUCGGAAGUCGCCGACGCAAAAAUCCGGAAGAUCGAACCGAACUGACCGCAAUACCUCCCAGGUUAACCAUGCAAUAUUCGGCGGGUGCUUUCCAAAAACCCUCCCUCUUUGUCGGAGGGACGGGUGCCACAUUCGCUUUAAGGGCUGAUUGGGGAAAUCCAGCCCCUGGGGAGUCAGGUGGCGGGGGGGGGGGUGGAGGUCUCUCCCCCCUUCCUCCAUUUGGCCCCACUAUUUUAACUUUUCUCAACUCUCUAUGGUGCAGGCUAAAAAGUGGGGUUCACAGGAACUUGUGCCUAAGAGGCCUUCCUUUUUACGGACUGGGUGAUGCAAGCGCAUGAAUCAGUAUGUAUGUGUGCGUAGGGGGGGGGUCGCUUUCCAGAGGGAUUGGGGGGGGGCUUGCUUUACGAAAAGGGAGGGGGAGAGGAAGCGCUUGCUGCGUCCUCUCUUGCACGGCCGGCUCUCUGCCACGAUGUAAAUAUUUCACAGGCAAAUGUGAUUUUUAAAAAAUACAAAACGAGGAAAAACAGAAAACCGGUAAGGUAUGCAAUAAAAAAAAGGAACAUUUUCUUCGUUGCUCUGGCAAA